AUGAAUCGGGGGUACGUGUCACCUACAACGGCGAAACGGGCUCUCGACUUCAAUUGGGGACGAAGAUAUGGCAUUUCUGGGUAUGAGCAAGAUAACAGGGCCAUAGAGACGAUGGAACAAAGGCGACAACCGGCGGCAGCACCAAGCCGUCCCUUCCGUUGCCUGGCUGGAGGCAAAGCAGGCAAAGAUACUGGGAAGGCAAAAGCCAAAGCCAUCUCACGUUCUGCAAGAGCAGGUUUACAGUUCCCAGUAGGCAGAAUCCACCGACAUUUGAAGAACCGCACAACAAGUCAUGGCAGGGUUGGAGCUACGGCUGCUGUCUACAGUGCUGCCAUCUUGGAAUAUCUCACAGCUGAAGUGUUGGAGUUGGCAGGGAAUGCCUCCAAAGAUCUCAGAGUGAAGAGGAUCACCCCUCGCCAUCUCCAGUUGGCCAUCAGAGGAGAUGAGGAAUUGGAUUCCCUUAUCAAGGCCACCAUUGCUGGAGGAGGUGUCAUCCCGCACAUCCACAAAUCCCUGAUCGGGAAGAAAGGAUCUCAGAAGCCUGUCUAGGCUCCCAAGUGUCAAACCUCCCUACCUUCAGCUCUCAUGUACAAGUGUUGGACCAAACCCCUUUUUUUUUUUAACUGAAGCAACUGAGACUUCUGGAAGUGUGGUUGAAUUCAUGUGUAACAUUUGCUCAGCAAUCCAAGCAGCCAUGCAUUAUCCUUCCCUUUUUACCUCUAUUUCUUCGUGUAUUUUUACGUGUCGUAUUUAUGAGCCAGACUCUGGAACCUGCAAGAUGUCUUCUGUAGAGCACCGAUCACAUGGAAGAAACUCUUGGUUUGAUGCCUUCACAAGUAAAGGGACUUCCUGCUACAAAGCAACUGAAAAUAGUUUUGAAUUUCAUUUCUGCAUGGUCUCAUUUGACUUUUGUUGUUAGACCCUUGUUAUUAGGGGAACAAUAUUAAAGAUCAGCAACACCCAGUUCUACCUUGG
This is a messenger RNA of Darwinula stevensoni, 975 nucleotides long. Lineage: Eukaryota; Metazoa; Arthropoda; Ostracoda; Podocopida; Darwinulidae. The record is from the annotation of a GenBank genome assembly.